GCCGGCAAAGACGACACCGAUACUUGUCCUUCAGUUUGACACAUCCUCUUCAAUUAAACUGACAAAAUCAUGUCCUACUUUGAGACGAAUUUUUGGCCGAGACAGCAGUACCAGAAUAUAGAGAAGCCGAAUGGAAACGUCUGCAGGUCGAUCUGUACAUCAGUGAUCGUGGGUUUCUUCAUGGCUCUCUUCGUCAUAGCCGUCUGGAACGUGAGUUUCCACCGUUCGGGGAAGAGUUACGUUGUACUCCUAGACGCCUCAAGAGAAGUCAUCCACAAAACCUCCCCGAGAUUCCUGUCAUUCGGGCUGGACUCAUCUCUCCUCAGGGAUAUGAAGAAACUCCCCAUCAACGACGAGAGACUCGUCAAUUUGGCUCGACAUCUGAGCCCCGCGUUCGUCAGGAUCGGUGGCACUUCUGCUGAUUGUCUUAUCUUUAAUGAAACCGUUGAGGGGAAUAUGAGGAGAAAUCCAGUCGAUGGAGAGGAUAUCAGUAAUUUCACACUGACUGACACUGAUUACAUAUCGAUCUACGAUUUUACGAGCAGAGCUGGAUUGCGAAUGCUGUUUGAUCUCAAUGUGCUCAUUCGAACUCCUUACAAUCAAUGGGAUGACUCGAAUGCUAAGAAACUCAUCGCUUUUUCUAAGGGACGGGAAAUGAAAAUUGACUGGCAACUUGGCAAUGAACCGAACUCAUUCCACCACGUUUUCGAUCGGAUUAUCCCCCCCGAUCAAUUGGGAAAGGAUCAUUUCCACCUGAGGAAUCUUCUCAACUCCCUCGGGUAUGAGGCCAGUAUUCUAGUUGGGCCUGAAACGAAUCACAUCGGGGACCCUGAUGACAAAGGAGUCAAUUAUGCCUCAGCAUUUCUGGUUAACGAUGGGCACAGCGUGGAUUUCGUAACUUGGCAUCAAUAUUAUUUAAACGGUCGUGAAGCCAAAGUCAUGGAUUUUAUUGAUCCAGCGGUAUUCAAUCGUCUUCCUGCUGAGAUCAAUGCGUUUCAACGGGCAAUCAAUAUUUCUGGUAGAGAUAUUAAAAUGUGGCUGUCAGAAACUAGUACUGCCUAUGGAGGUGGUGCCCCAGAGUUAUCUGACAGAUAUGUAGCAGGAUUUCUGUGGCUGGACAAGCUUGGCUACUCCGCUAGUGCUGGAGUGAAUGUCGUCAUUCGACAGACGCUCUUUGGAGGAAAUUACGCGAUGGUGGGAAAGGACUUAGUUCCAAAUCCUGACUGGUGGGUCAGUGUGCUCUACAAGAAACUAGUCUCCGAGAACGUCCUCCACCUGGAGAGCGCCAAUAACAGUGGAACCUUGAGAUUAUACGCCCACUGCACCCCUGAAACUUCUCUCAUCAGUGGAGUACCCGCUGUCACGAUUUACGGAGUUAAUUUGGAUGUCCACAAAGCUCGAAUCUCCAUCCAGGGAAACUGGAUAAGGAAAAAUGCCAAAGUACUUCUGUAUAUUCUAACGGGGGACUUUUUAAAAUCAAGUGAGAUAAGACUGAAUGGAGGAAUCCUGAAGCUGAAACCCGAUGGAUCUCUACCCCCUUUUACCCCAGUGAUAAUUGAUCCCUCACAGAUUAUAACUCUACCUCCACUUUCCAUGGCAUUUAUCGUUAUCCAUGGGGCAGAGAUACCUGCGUGUAGUCCAUAACUUCCAGACUAAGAUAUCCUCUUACAUCUUUUUACUUCAGUAACUUUUAUUUUCAAUUACAUAUUUUCAUAAUCGUGACAAAAUUUUCAGUUACCCCGCAGAUGGAGCACAUCCACUGCGAUUAAUGAUAUUGUAAUUCUCUCAUCGAUACAUUUAAAGCUAGAGAUACGUCUUUUCAACUAACUGUGAACCUGUUUACAACCGUGACAAUUAUUCUGGACAAUUACUCAUCAAACAUAUUACAUCCCUCGUGGAUUCAAUGGAAAAAAAGUAUUCUAAAUUCCGAAAAAAAAAAAAA
Molecule: messenger RNA, 1942 nt
Organism: Fopius arisanus
Lineage: Eukaryota; Metazoa; Arthropoda; Insecta; Hymenoptera; Braconidae
Product: heparanase
Exons: 5
Coding region: 70-1644 (524 amino acids)
Cellular component (GO): extracellular matrix; membrane
Molecular function (GO): hydrolase activity, acting on glycosyl bonds
Source: RefSeq, a predicted model, not a curated record